UGUUAAUAAAGUUGUUUCAGAAGAUGCGCCGCCCCACGUGUCGCGCUGGGGCUGAUGAGGUGGCUGCUGACAUGGCGGACCCGGGGAAGGCGGAGGGGGCUCAGCGCGGUGUCCCUCUCCUCCUCCCCGGGCCCCCCAUGUCCCUGCUGCUGGUGGGGCUGGGGCUGCUGAUGCUGGCCGGGCAGGCGGCGGCUCUGAUCGAGGGCCUGUACUGCGGCCGCCAGGUGUGCUAUGAUGUGCUGGGGGUGAGCAGGGAUGCCAGCAAGGCGGACAUAGCCCGGGCUUACCGGCAGCUCGCCAGGAAGUACCACCCGGACCGGUACCGGCCCGGAGAGCAGAGCGAGGAGGCCAGCGAGAAAUUCAUCCUGGUGGCCACGGCCUAUGAGACCCUAAAGGUGAGACUGGGACCGGUGAUGGGGAGUGUGAAGCCGUCAUCAUCACAUCCUGGGGUGCCACGUCUCCUAUUAUGCCCAUCCAGCAUAGCCGGCAAAGCAGCAUGGGUAGCGUUGUCUGCAACAGAGGCUGUGCAGAAAGGGUUCACUUACAGCCCUCUGACAGAUGGGAGACAAAGGGAUGGAGGGAGCUGUGCCCAUAUACAACGUAACAGGGUCAUUCACUAAAGUGAGAAUUCAAAGCGAAUGUUUCCAGUAUGGCUAUUUGGACCUUAUAUUUGAAAUUCACUUUAAAUUGUCACUUUUGUGAAUAACCCUGCAUGUUUUUUUUUCGUUUAGAACAGUGUCUUCUAUUUGCAGGGUGCAAUGGAAUGUUGGCAAUGUUUGUGUGUUGUUGGGAUCCAGUUUAUGGAAUGUAUUGGACUAGGGUGGUACAUCUGUGACAUUCCAGGUUUGGUUGACUAUGUUUCACUUGUUGCUUGCAACACCUGUAUUUUUUCAUAAAUGUUAUUCACUAUUGGCAUUUUCCAGUCAAGCUAACCCUGGCAUUCCAGAUGUUUAUGAGCUUCUUUUGCUGGAUGCGUUGCAAAAUACAUGGGCAUCUUAUUUGAAAGCAUCUGGAGUACCAGGGUUAGACAUUACUGUUCUGAAACUUUAGAGUGGUGAAAGAACUAAUGUGUUUACUCAAUACCUGCCAGAGUUGCGAUUGCUAAUGACCAGCAUGCGUGGAGUGCACUAAAUCUAAACUGUGGAAAAAUCUUAAUAUAAAGUUCAUUUAUGAGGUUUUUAUAUUUUAAAGUUAUUCCUUCAAUUAGUCAGUAUGUUGUAAUCUAUUAGCAUUCUGUCUAUAUCUAGAGAACGUAUUUCUCUAAAAAAGUUAGAGAAACACUCUGUGUUCAAUAACUUAAUCAGAAUUAAAGGGACACUGUAGGCACCCAGACCACUUCAGCUCAUUGAAGUAGUCUGGAUGCUGUGUCCCUUUUGCACCUAAUGCUGCAAUGUAAAACACUGCAGUUCCAGAGAACUGCAAUGUUUACAUUGCAUCUCUAAGUCUGCCUUCAGUGGCUGUCUACUUCCACGCUUCCGGAAUAGUAACGGACCAAAAGUCACGCUCUGCAUGAGGACCUUCAGCGUCAUAUUUUUCCCCAUAGGAGAGCAUUGAUUCAGUGCUUUCCUAUGGGGAGGUCAAAUGCGCAUGCAGCAUUUGCCGCACAUGUGCAUUAGACCCCGCUUGUCAUGGGACGGAGGAGGGGACAGAGCUUCAAAACCAGAGCGGAGUGACAUCGGAGCUGGGAUAAGGCGAGUAAAGUUUUUUUUGUUUUUUUUUUACCCUUUAGUUACCAGGGGUAGGUGGGGGGGUGGAUACAGAGGGAUCUGUAGUGCCAGGAAUACAGCUUUGUAUUCCUGGCACUACCGUAUUCCUUUAAACUGUUAUGGUGACAAGAGGUUUCUGGUGCUUACUUACCUUAAGGGAUAAACUGUUCAUAAAUGGUUUAACCCCAAAGUCUGUGAUCCAGCGCAAGAUCACUUUGCCACACGUGCUAUUACUUUCUCAAAAUCUUUAGAACAGAAGGCUCGGUCAGGGGAUCCACUAAUUGGUGGAGAGCAUUUAGCUGACACUCUCUAAGACAAUAAGUAGCUCCCCAUUUAUAUUUAAAAAAAAAAAAAAAAAAAAAGAUAUGUCUCAGCAGCUCCCCUGCCAGACGCUGGCAUAGCCUUCUGUUCUGAAGGUCUUGAGAAAGCAGAAAGACAGGGCACAGAGUGAUCUAGCACUGGAGCAUAGACUUUGAGGUUAAAAGUUCAUUAAAUGUUUAACCCCUAAAGGUAAGCCAGCACUAGGGACCUCCUGGUACUAUAACAACUUAAUUUAAAUGAAAUUAUGGUACAUUGAAUGUUCCUUUGAUCAACAUUUGUCUAUACAGAACUGUUGUGCUUCCUACACUUCCGAGUAUAAGUGAAUUCAGUGGAUUUAUUUUGUAUUUUAUUACCACACCUCAUCUCUUUUUAGGCCACCCUCUUUCUUUACUUUCCCAUUUCCUUUGAUGCUAUGGUAUCACAGAUUGUACAAACUUACAUGAGAUCACAUUCCUUCAGCUAAUUAGAUCCUACACAGGCUAUAACAGGCUCUUUCUUUAGAUUUAACAAAAAUCCAUAUUUUCCAUCAAAGCACCAAUGAAUGUAUGCCAUAAGAAAAAGGAUAGUACACCGAUAGUACUUAGGAGCAGGUGUGCUUUUGUGUGUACAGUUGGUAUUUGUAUAUAAUGUUAGCGGUUUGAUACACGGGUGUGUUUGAAUGUGAUGUUUGCAUUUGCGUGCAGGGGUGUGCUUGGACGUAGUGUUAGAUUUUAAAUGCAGAUGUACUUUUGUGUGUAGUAUUAGUGUUUGAGUGAAUGGUGUGUUUGUAUAUAAAUUUGAAAUUUUAAUCCAAGGGUUUUUGUAUGUAAUGUUUGUGUUUGCAGGAGUGUGUUUGCACGUUGUCUGUGUUUGAGUGCUGGGAUGUAUGCACAUAUAAUUGCUAUAGAUACAUACAAACAUACAUACAUACACAGACACAAAGAUACAGACCUUGAAACACAGAUACACUCAGACACACAUACUUUUUGACAGACACAUAAAAACACAUAUACAUUCUCACUGACAAGCAUGCAUACACGCUCACUGACACACAUACAAACUCCUUAACAGACACGCACACUAUUAAUUUAUUUAUUUUAAAUUUCACUCCACCCAGCCUCCCUACCUUUGGGAGUGCUGGCAUGGAGUCUCUAUUUCUUUGGGAUCCAGUGGAGCUGCUGGGCUGAGUGUCUGGCAUGCGGUCCCUGGGGUCCAUUGGGGCUGCUGGGCUGAGCGGCUGGCAUGCGGUCCCUGGGGUCCAGUGGGGCUGCUGGGUUGAGUGGCUGGCAUGCGGUCCCUGGGGUCCAGUGGGGCUGCUGGGCCGAGCGGCUGGCAUGCGGUCCCUGGGGUCCACUGGGGCUGCUGGGCUGAACGGCUGGCAUGCGGUCCCUGGGGUCCAGUGGGGCUGCUGGGCUGAACGGCUGGCAUGCGGAUGGCGAGGGAGCAGAGAUCCCUCAUGCUCCUCUUAGUGGGGCCCGAGUAAUGUCAUAUUCCGUCUCCGGCAACACUGCGGUGCGCGCGAGGGAGCUGAGCAGGGGAGAGUGGUCCCUUGCCGUCCGCCUCAAUUAUCAGCGGCACCCGACCAGGCCAAAUCGAGGCUGCCAUUUUUGUUUUUGUUUUCUCGCAAAACACCAAUUGGGAAAUGCUGGUAUAAAGUAUCAAUCUGAGAGAAUUUGUGCAGAUGGGUAAUUUUGUAUUUUUGGUGCAUUAUAUUAAUGAGCAUAUUUAGACAAAUAUUUCAGAAGAUUGAAUUGUUUUACCCAUAUACAUUUGCUAUAAUGAAGCAGGCUAACAGGGUUAUUCAUUAAAACUCACAUUUCAGGGAACAAUAGCUCAAUUGGGCUACUUUGGCCUAAAAUUUGAAAUUUACCUUGCAUUCCAAGCCAUUCACAUUUUAAGUUAUCUCUGGAUGUGUUCAUAUGCAAGGAUAUUGUUUUGAUUUGAGAAAUAAUUAAAUGUCACACUGGUCUGUAUCUUUGCAGUGGUCUCAGCUUAUCACUAGCUCCCCAUUCAUAAAACUGAAUGAUGGCAGUACAAUCCAUUUUCUUUUUAUUAAAUUAGUUUUUUUUAAAUGUUUUUUUUACCCCUUAAUGUAAGAUUGCACUAGAGAACAUUUGGCACCAUAACAACUUCAUAUUAAUUAAGGUGUUAUGGUGCCUGAAAUAUUGCCUAUAAGAAGCCUAUCGGGUAGGUAAUGGGUAAAAUCUCAUCAGUAGGUGGUCUUUUUUUAUUUACUUUGCACUAAUAGGACACAUAGGGGAUUAUUGUAGGGGUUGAUGGUGUGAUGGGGAUGCAGUAUUGUAGAUUUCAACAGCCAUUACAAUUCUUAUGUUGAAAUUACUCUCAUAGAGACAGAAUUGACUUGUGAUAGAGAGAAUGUAUUUGAAGAUUCCAACCCCAUACAUUGAUUGAAGGGGGAAUUAGUUAUCCUUUUUGGUCCUACAUAAAAUUCUAGAAAGUAGAAGCCUAGUCAGCUCUCUCAACGAAUAGAGAUCUGUAGGAAGUGAUCUAUUGUUUACCUGAGUUUAUGUGCUGUGAAUUUAUAGAAUAUAUGGAGUUGUUUAGAUGGCUUCUUAAAGAUUUGCAAAAAAAAAGUAAUGAUGUUCCAGGCACUCAAGUUCAAUCCAGUGGGCAGAUUUAUUGCAGCAAAAUCAAAACAAGCUUGACAAAGACCCUGUUGUGGGUCGAAACGAACUUGAGUGUCUGAACCAUCAUUACUUUUUUGCAAAUCACAUUGUGAGAAUUGGCCAACCUCAUGCCCGGUUGCACCCUGGGAUCCAGGAGAGUGCGGUAUCCAUAUAGGUAAUUAUAUUGAUGCUUCUUAUAGAUUGACUGUUUAUCCUUCUAGUGCAAGUUGAAACACUACAGAUUGCUACGGCCUAUACUAUUCGUUACUAAAUAUUGCCGUGCAUUGGUUACUUUUUAGACAGCCAUAAUCGAUACAGAUAUAACCGUGCUGUUUUGCUAGCCUUUAACUGAUGGUGAUUUUACUUAAUACUUUGAUUUUUGAGGCAGUAAUAUCUGACUCAUGCUCCACUUUACUACACCCUUUAGGUAUUUAGGACACGUUUUUAGGAAUCUGAUCUCAAAAUGUAUAAAAGUAGGAUUAUGUUGUUAUGUUGCUAUCUUAGCAUUCAGAACAGUUGUCUCUCAAAUAAAUAAUUUGUCCCACUCUAUUAUCAAUUAUUGUUUUUUGUAUUUUGUUUUUGAUGGGUUUUUUUUUAUGUUCCUUGCCUUUUGUGGUAUAAUUUGAUUAAAGAUAUGGUUAACCCUAAUUAUCAAUUAUUAGGUGGUCUGUAGAAGGAAAUUAAUUACAUGCCUUCAUUCUUACAUUUUUAUUUAUUUUCUUUCUCCCUGGUUUCCAUCCAAAUUACUGUAGCCAUUGUCAUAAGUCCUAACAAUGUAAGUAGCCUGGUGUGUUGAGAAACUUGUAUAAUCUUUAAAAGUACCCAGGAUGACUACACUAUACAUUCAUAUUAAACAUUUCAUACAAUGGAUACUUAUGCAGUUUAUUUUCUCACUUUAACUCACUUUAAUUUUAGUGUAAACAAGAAAUGCAGGACACUAUUUCUGCCUCCUAAAACCCAUAAUUUAUUUAGAUAAACAUACUUUUUAUUUCAUCAUUUAUCAGGAUGAAGACACACGUAAGGAUUAUGACUACAUGUUGGAUCACCCAGAAGAACACUACAGGCAUUACUAUCAUUACUACAGUAGGCGGCUGGCACCGAAGGUGGAUGUGAGGCUUGUCGUUCUAGUUACAGUGUGUGCCAUCUCACUGUUUCAGGUAUGAUGGGAAUACUUGGUUUAUUGUAUCAAGAGAGUUGGCAAAGAACAAACAAAUAUAGAACUCUUUCCUUAAAGGAACAUUAUAGGGCCAGAAACACAAAUGUGUGUUCAUUACCCUAUAGUGUUAAAACCACCAUCUGGCCCACUUAAGUAUUGUAAAAUCUUACGUGUGUUCAAGUCUUCAGCUGUUGCCUCUGUCCCUGGUCUGCAUGCUUGGCUGACAUCAUCAGAAGUGAUGGCCUGAGCCAAUCACAAUGCUUCCCCAUAGAAUUGGCUGAGACUGUCAAGGAGGCAGAUCAGGGGCAGAGGCAGCACAAGCCAAACACAGCCCUGGCCAAUCAGCAUUUCUUCAUAGAGAUGCAUUGAAUCAAUGCAUUUCUAUGUGGGAAAUUUCAGUGUCUCAAUGCUGUUGGUGGAGACACUGAAUGGCAGUGUGCAGCACUGCCCCAGGAAGCACCUCUAGUAGCCAUCUGAGGAGUGACCAGUGGAGCUAUCACUAGGCUGUAAUGUAAACACUGUGUUUUCUCUGAAAAGAUAGUAUUUACUGCACAAAGCCUGACGAGAAUGAUUCUACUCACCAGAACAAAUACAAGAAGCUGUAGUUGUUCUGGUGACUAUAGUGUCCCUUUUUAUUUUUUGUUUGUUUUUCUUGCAUUAAUCUCUAGCUUGGGGGAACUGAGUUUUUCUCCCCUUGGCAAUAUUAAAUGCUUUACUUGGUAUAGUAUAGGUAAGUAAUAUAAACUGAAUUAUCCUUUAAAGGUCAUGUAGUGAUUAUGCCAUGAAGGCUCUAACAACCUCACUAUUCUAAAUAGUCAAAUCAUUUUAGAAUGGUUUGACUUCUUACCUGGGGUCCAUUGGGCAUCACUCCCCAACUUUAUUCACUGGUGUGGAGAGCCAGAAGCUCUGUAAGCGGAGUAGGGCUUGGCUUACUGGCUGAGAGCAAUCAUUGCAGGGCUUAGUUCAGGACAGCCAACAGAAGCUCCUUAGGAACUUACAGUUCUUCAAAAGAAGUAGUAGAGGAUGAAAAUGGCGCCCAGCAGUUCGUAAUUGGUUUGACUUCUUACUCACUAAAAUUCCAACCCAAUCAAGACAGAGACAAUGUAGGGACUACUUUGUCUCUGUAGUUCUCCUCCGCCUGACUUUAUGAGACUCUGGGCGGAGUCUGUGUUAAUCACAACAGCUGUCACCAUGAUGGCUGCAGGGAAUUGGCUCUGUGUAUGGAGGAUCCUUCACAGAUCAUAGAUCAUAGGUCUCAAUGCUUUACUCUUGUGCACGUGCUAGAGUACAGCAGUGACAUCGGAGCAGACCCGAGCAAGAUGGCCUCACCCGCGAGGGACAUGUUCAGGUAAGUAAAUCUCACCAUUACAUGCCUCUCCCCAACCCUCCAGUGGCAAUGUCACCAUUGGGGUCUUUGUGAAUUUGGCAAAGUUCACAGACUGUGCCACUUUAAACAUUGAAGAUGCACAUACAGUGUCUGAGAGAGAUUUCACAUCAACUCCUAUUUGUCAUUCAGCGUAUGCAUUUCCGCAAGGGUAGAACAAAUUAAAUUAAAGCACAGCCAAUUUACAAUUGCUAAAAUAGAUAGGUAAAAUACAUAAGAAGGGUUUCCUUUAACUGUUGCUGUUAAGAAAAUAGUUAUUCUUCCAGUGUCUUCAUUAAUUUAGCUGCAACAAUUAUUUGACUUGCAAGCUUCUGAUAACAAGACUCCUUGCCUCUGUCUCUCUGAAGUAGCAUAAUAUACUUAUCCAACUGUUAAACAAUCGUUUGACCAGUGAUAGUCAAAAUCUUCAACUUAUCGUCAUGAUUGCAUUAAGCCUUAAUGGUAUUGCUUUACAUGACACUCUUAUUUUUUUUCCUCCUCUUUGUUUCUUUACACUUCAGUUCUACAGCUGGUGGAGCAGCUAUAAUGAUGCUAUUAACUAUUUAGCAACCGUGCCAAAAUACAGAAUCCAAGCUGCUGAAAUUGCACGGCAGCAAGGGCUGCUCAACAAGGCUAAAGAAAAGGGAAAGAGCAGGCGGUCUAAAGAAGAAAUCCGGCAGGAGGAAGAGGAGAUAAUCAAGGACAUCAUAAAGAACAAAAUAGACAUCAAAGGGGGUUAUCAGAAGCCGCAGAUCUAUGAUAUCCUGUUUUUCCAAAUCAUUUUAUUUCCCUAUUAUCUAUUUAAGUAUAUAUCCUGGUAUGUCUGGUGGAUUUAUACUUUUAACAUAAAAAGAGAAGAAUAUGGUGAAACAGAAAAACUUUACCUCAUCCGGAAAAAUAUGAAGAUGUCAGAAGCUCAGUUUGACAGCUUGGAAGAUCAUCGGAAGGAGAAGUUUCUAGAGCAGCAGUUAUGGAUACGAGAAAACUUUGAGGUAAGGGAAGGAGUAGGUUAAAAAACCCAAGAGAAAGAUGGGAGCCUUCUGUCUUUUAUAUAAGAUGCAUGCAAUUAAAUAACAGAAGGGCUGAUUAGAAAUGCUACACAGUUUAUUCCUCACUGGUUAAAUAAAAUAAAUUGGCCUCAAAUUGCAGUCAGGUAAUUACUGUUUGGUUUCAUUGGACCCUUUGUUCUAGCCACAGUUCCUACCUGACAAACACAAUUUUUUUUUCUACAGGACAUGCAUUCUGUUACUUUAAAUUUCUGCAAGAGCAAACUACCGAAAUAUAUUCUAGUUGUUUGUUAAAUUGUAUUUUAAAAAAAGAAAACCUAAUUUCCUACCUUUUUGUAUAUGGCCAGAUCCUUCAGACAUAUACAUGCACCUUGGGUCAGAUAGUGUUUAAAACUCACCAGUUGGUCUAUAUAAGUGGUGCUCAAAAAGUAAAUCCUCAGAUGUUGUAAAAAUACAACUCCCAUGAUGCUUUGUAUGCCUUUAGAAUGGCAAAGCAUCAUGGAAGCUGCAGUUUUAAAACAUCUGGGGAUCUACCUUUUGGGCACCCCUGGUCUAAAUGAUCUUCCUGCUUCACUCUCUGAUUAGUGCAAUGACAUCAUGAGACUGACUGACUGUUUAAUACAAACAAUCUCUGACAAAAGGUGCAUGUAUAAAGCUUUAGGAUCCUGUCAUACACUAAAGAUAGGGAUGAUCUAAUUUUUACAUAAGUUUCAUUUAACAAAUCCAUUUCCUUUCCUUGAUGAAAGAAUCAUUAUAUUAAAAAUAGUUUUGAGGUGACAGUAAUUCUUUAAUUUAUGGUAGCAUUUUUAGAGUCAAAUUCAGCAACAUUUUAAUAAAGGAACACCAUCACAUUGCAAAUACAAACCUGUAUCUAGCUAUUUAGCCUUGCUGGCAUAUCUCUCAUAGCAGAUUGUAAGCCAAAAUGUCUGAAAUUUGAAAAUUAAUACAAUUCUGCAAAUUCAGCCUAACAUUUGUGGAUUUUCCAUAAUGGGCAGUUUAGUGAAUAACACCCAUAAUUGUCAUUUCUACUUAACAUUCAGGCCUUUCUCACUAUAAAUGUGUGUUUUUUUUGUUUUCUUUCAAAGAAAGAGGGAUCUUUUAAUUUCUUAUAGCCGUGAUGCUGGCAAAGCAUCAUGGGAGAUGUAGUCCACGUAAUCUGGAGUGCUGAAGCUUGCCUACCACUGUAGUCAAACAGCAGGUAUUUUUGGUGAGGAAAAAAUAGUUUGUGUUGGUUAAGUACCACAACAGGAAAUAUUCAAACCACUAUCUAAGGAGGCAUAUGCGAUCUUCCAUUAAGGCGUUAGUCCACAGAUUGUGUACCUCUACCAGAAGAUGAAUGUCACCCAUCUUCUUAAUUUAGGUAUCUGUGUUUUUGUAUUUAAUUUUUUUUCCCCAAUAGCAGCUUUAAUAUAUUGUUCUGUACAAGGAGUUGACACAUCUUGUACUAAACCUUAUUUGCAUUUUUAUUAAAAGUAAUGUGGCAUUGAAUAACCAACACUACCCACUCUAUAUACUUGGUUAUACUUGGUUUUUGUUUCCCUUGCGUUAGAGCAGCUUUUAAUGAAGUAUUCUAAAUGUGUUUUACCAGGUGUACAGGCAGGAGCAAGAAGAGGAAAUGAAGCAAAAAUUGGCAUCUGACCCCCGAUGGAAGAGGUAUCGAAGGUGGAUGAAGAAUGAGGGUCCUGGAAGGCUUACAUUUGUAGAUGACUAAAAUGCUAUGCUGCUAUGGUGCUAACCGAAGAGAUUAUUUUCAUAAAAUAAAUUAUAAGAAUUCUUUUUAUCUGCAAAGAAACUAAAACACAAGAACAAUUUAUCAAUACUUUGGUCUGUUUUUGUUUUGUUCCCCCUAUGACUUAUUCUGUGAAAGGCAGUCUGUCUUAUUUUAGAGUAAAAUAUAACACCUUUUGAAAUAGGUACAUAAUAUGAGUUUGAGAGAUUACAAAUUACACAGAGCCUUGGGGUUUAUAGAUUAGUAAGUAAAUCACUUUGUAUGUAUUCUCAGAGGGGAAUAAUUGCCAAGCAUUCCAUUCUUGGUGUGAAAAGGAAGCAACUUAAUUUCUGCAGUUUAGAUUUCUAUUAAAAAGGCUUCUUAAAUUAUAAUGUUCCCUUCACUCUAACUUUUAUAUAAUCAAACUAUUUUUGUAACAGAUAUUUUUAUAUAUCUAGUCAUAUAGUAUUUUAUUGCCUCACUUUUUAACAAAAGUUUAUUAACUCUAUCAACACACAUCUUAUUGUUAUUGGUGAAAUAUUCACUAAAUUCACAGAUCAAAUUUUUGUUAUACACUUCGUAAAUAUCCACACCUGUCUUUUUCUUCCCAAACAUUCUAAGAAUACAAAACUGAAUCCGUUAUGUGGUAAUUAGAAAGUGCACAAACGAAGUACUCGACCAUCUUUCUCUGAGGGCCGGAAGAUUGGCAAUGGAAAUCCUAACCUAGUUCUAUGUUUUGGCUCCUCUUGAAGACUGAACUGCUGGCCUUAAGGAAACUUUUUUAGACACCUGGAUUAAUCAUCGUACUUCAAAUUAACUUUCAGUCUCCCAAUUGAUUUUUAUACAUGUGUUAUUCAGGUAACUGGCAAAACAAAUAAUAAAAAAAAACAAAAAACUUUUAGAUAUUUCCACACUUGAUAACUUUUGUUUUAAUAAAGUUUUACUUUCUUAAAAAAAAGUAACCUGGGAUCCAGAAUUAAGGGAAUGUUGAAACAGUAAAACAAAGAACAAUGAUAUACUUAUCUCUCAAAAGAUAUUUUAACAUCUUAUUCCUUCAUAUUUCUCAUUAAGGGGACACUAUUGGCACCCAGACCACUUCAGCUCAUUGAAAUUGUCUGGGUGCAUAUUACCAAGUCCCUUAACCCUGCUGAGGUAGUUAUUGCAGGGUUUUUUGUUUUUUUAUAUAUUGCAAUAAUUAGCUUUGUGGGGUAAUGCCAUCGGUAGUAGCUGUCUACCAGACAGCCACUAUAGGGACUUACGGGUGUUUUGGUCGCCUAACUGAUGCUGGAUGUCGUGAGGAUAUUCUGUGUCACCAGAAUCCUCAUAAGAAAGCAUUGUAUGUAUAAUCAGACAUUGGUGCUGGACCCAGGUAGAUGACCGUGUUUUUAACCCCUUCUGCACCACAGGGGAAGGAGGUGGGCAUAUUAGUUUCCCUUUAAGUUGAAAUCUAGAAAAAUAUUGUUGUUGCCUUCAUAUCUCAAAUUGGAGUUUGGAAAGUAUCUGUUGAGCAAGGAAACAAUGAGAAUUCAUGUUUUCACAACUAUCCUAGAAUUCCCAGCUUGACAU
Messenger RNA from Pelobates cultripes (western spadefoot toad), 11433 nucleotides. The record is from the annotation of a GenBank genome assembly. Lineage: Eukaryota; Metazoa; Chordata; Amphibia; Anura; Pelobatidae.